Manduca sexta (tobacco hornworm) is the source of this 1462-nucleotide messenger RNA. Its product is annotated as transmembrane protein 17. The transcript is spliced from 4 exons. Gene Ontology annotation, biological process: non-motile cilium assembly. Lineage: Eukaryota; Metazoa; Arthropoda; Insecta; Lepidoptera; Sphingidae. Gene Ontology annotation, cellular component: ciliary transition zone. The coding region runs from base 377 to 868 and encodes 163 amino acids. The record is from RefSeq and is a predicted model, not a curated record.
GUAUCGCCUUAAUGUGUGCAGUUGUUUUUCCGUGUAUGAUGAAGAGAAAAUACGAGCGUUCGUACCGACCAGAGUGACACAUAAAAAUAUGUAGUGAAUGGAGUAAUUAAAAAAAAGUCAAAUGUUUCAAGUUCAAUAAAGGAAUUCCUUUGAAUACAUAGUAUUUAAUUUAUUUAUACCCGUCUUCAUGGAUGCUAUAAUAUGAUGGCAUAUUUUAGAUAUAUUCUGGAGUUGGGUUAGGCAGAUUUUGGCAGAUUUUUUGCCAGGGUCAGGCAGAUUCGCGAUUUUUGAGGUGGUCACCCUGGUACUAAGUGCCGCCCUUCGUAUGUAGUAUAUUACUUACUCUAUACCAGAGACCAAUAACUCUAUACUUUGUAUGAAAAAUUGUUUGAAUCUUAGCAUAUUCUUGGGGCAUAUCAAUAUGGAAUAUCGAACUAUGUUGCAUCUACAAAAAUGCCUUUAUUUUAAUACAUACCUCUUCGUGGUGUGGGUCGCAGUAGUUUCGUUUUUCUUGUACGUCAAGUUCAACAUCCUUGGACAUCUUUCAAAAUAUCUAUCAAUAACUGUCUUCAUUUUGCUAAUCUUUAUUGAAUCUGCAAGAAUAUAUCUUGGACAAUAUGGAAAUUUGUCAUGCAGGGUUCCAGAGUUGGCAGGUUUCCUGAUGUUGACUUUGCUCAUGCAGAUGCCAUUGGUUAGUUUUUUCCUGUUUAAUCCAUAUUUGUUGAACACACCAGCUGAAAUCACUCUACAUACCAUGCUGUGGUUGUUAGCAGUUGCAGAGGUUGUCUACAGCUAUUUGGCUUUAAAACGGGCAUCUUCUUUAGCUAAAGAAAUUUAUUUUUCACACCCAAGAGACAGGUGUAAAUAAAUGUAUCAUAAUAUUUAAUUAUCGCUCAAGAUCUUUGUACUAGUCAUAGUUAUUAAGGAUGUAUAAUAAAAGGUGGAAAUAUAAUGCUUUCUUUUCUAUGAAUGUUAUCUAUUAAAAUCCAGCAGCUUUAAUUUCUAAUGAAAUACUUGUAUGAUUUUUUUCUAUAAAAUUGUUUGAAAAUUCAAUCACUCGGAUGGUAGUCACUACGCCUGCUCUUAAAACAUAAAAUGUGCUAAAUACCUAUAAAUUAUAAAGUAUAUACUGUAUGAAACUAUCUAUCAGACCAUGAGGUUAAUAUCUAGUUCCAAAUCCCUUUUGUGCUGUUGAGCCAUGAACACAAGCUCAUGUUUCAAUAUAUUUCUCAUAAUACUUGUCUUUCAAGUUCCUUAACAACUCUGCUAGAUUUAAAAACUUGUAAUUAAUGUAUACUCAAUAAAAUUGUGUAGUUAAAGUUGCAAAAGUAUAUUAUUAUCCUGAAUUAGGUCUGGCACUUAAUCUUUAGUUGGCGUGGCAGGAGAUUUUUUAAUUAAUAAUGGUGAAAUGAAUUACAGUAAUGCUAUCCCAUUGUUAAUUUAUUAAUAAGAGUUGUGGCUA